AUGAAAAUGGACAUCCUGGAUGGCAUAGCUCAGGCAGUAUUUUCCUACAAAGCUUAUCCAAACAAUCAAGAGCUCGAGACUGUGUCUGUCGCACUGAUUGAAAAGCAUCCAUGUCUGAAGGACCCAGGCUCAGGAACAGGUCAUCACAGCUGGACCAUGAGCAUAAAAUACAAGGUUGGGAACUACCGUCAGAAACUACGAUUGGCGGGUUGCUCUGAGGUCGCUGUAAAUCAUAAAAAAAGAAUGAAUGAGGAUUGUAGACAUUUGAAAAAAGCAAGGAGAUGUGAGGUUAACUUCCUCCCAGACAACCCAGUAGGACAGACGGUUCAUUCUCUAGAGAUGGAAAAAGAUGCUCUGAAAGAAGAAAUGAAGAAGAAAAAUUUCAGCAGGGCAAGUAUUGACUCCAAAAUGGACCUGACUUUCUCUUUGAGAAGGAAGGAGAUUGUUGAAGAAGAACCUCCUGUAUCUGAUGUCCUAAAACAGUGGCCUGCAUUGUUUCUGGAAGAUCAGGUCUAUGCUGAGUUUUACAGGAUUACUCAAACCAACCUCAAGAGUACCUUCUUCUCUUCUUUGGAUGAAUACGCUUUACCAAUGAUCAAGUUGUAUCGAUCACGUGGUGGGCAAUAUGGAGAGGAAAUGAGGACCCUUCUGGACCAACUGGACAAUCAAACGUCUAAUGUGCUUGCUCAAAGGAAGGCUACAGCUCUGAAAGGUCUACCUUUGUUCAUGAGGGAAAAGUCAGAAAAGCUCCUGAAGACUUGUCUGGACACAGAGCCAGAAGAUACUUGCACAAAAGGGAUGGAGAUGGGCAUCCUUAGCAUCAUUGAAGAUGAUGUUGCCACUGUCCACUCCAACCCAAAUGUAAGGUGCCUAUCUGUGGUUAUGGAAGAGCAAAUCGUGCUGGACAAUGUGCAAGAUCUUCCGACAGCUGUCGUUCUCCUCUUUGGUUUGAUUUAUUCCCUCAAUAUGAACUACCCCAAAGAACUGAAAUACACUUUUGAAACUAUUCAGAAAGUGUUUAUUGGCCUUGACCCUCAGUGCUCAGCCAGAGUCCAGUCUUUCAAAAACAAAAUGUUAAAGCUGAAGUAACUAUUCAUAUCAAUAAUGCAAAAAAAGCACUGCUUUGUUCUUGUUUGAUCAGCUGCUGAUCUAGGGUAUCUUAAAAAGUUAACAUUAUUUAAAUGUAAAGUUAAAAACUUAGGGGGUUUUUGGAUGUUGUAAUUGUUGAAUGUUCAAAGAUUUGUUUGUACACUGAAAUUGUGUUAAUUUUAGUGUUGUCACUAUGCUUAAAUUUCUUUCCUUUUUUUUUUUUAAUUUUACAUUUUCAAAUUUUAAAAAACAUCCAUUUCCUGUUAAUUGAUCAUUUGGCUGUUGUGUUCAUGUGCUCAACAAAAAUGACUGUGAUUGGCUGACAAGUUCAUCAGUUUACUGCUCUUCACUUAUGUUCCAGAGUGCGCACACACAUACACUGGAGCAUUUCAAAGCCAUGUUGAUCAGUUGAUUCAUCAGCGUAACACUCUGAUCAUAGUGAAAUGCUUCAGUGUCUGUGUAUCUGUGUUUGCACUCUGUAAACAGCGGUGAGUUCAGUGAACUGAUGACCUUCACGUCCAAUCACAGUUAUUUCUGUUGAGCACGUGAACACACCAAUUGGUACUGAAAUAUAGUGACAAUACUAGUUACUCUUGCACUUUAAACAAACAUGUUGACAGAGCUAGCACUUUAAAUAUUUUUUGUUUUACUCAAGCACUUAAAAGGCAUUACAUGAUCUGAGGAUUAAACUUCUUUGCCUCUUUUUCUUUUCUGAACUGCAGUACAUUUAAUUUUGACAGAAAGCUGUUUGCGAAAUUGUUAAUAAAUAUUUUUAUUCCUUUGA
Molecule: messenger RNA, 1873 nt
Organism: Danio aesculapii
Lineage: Eukaryota; Metazoa; Chordata; Actinopteri; Cypriniformes; Danionidae
Exons: 4
Coding region: 1-1089 (362 amino acids)
Source: RefSeq, a predicted model, not a curated record